AAGUCAAUAAAAACACACACACACUUAUCAUUUUCCAAUUGCUAUAGACCAUUAAAGAUAGAAAGCAAAAUCCAAGAACAACCAUAGUCCAAAAAAAAAAAAAAUGUCAUCAAUUCAUAUUUUUCUCUAUAUAAUUUUCUCUCUUUGUUAUUGCUAUUUCUUUUCAUCCAAAAUCCCAAAAGGAAUUCCAAGGUUAAUUUCUCUUCUUCCAAUUAUUUAUUUCUUUACAAUUCUCCCACUUUAUUUUUCUUCUGCAUUUCUUAUAGGACUUACAACUUUUUUCAUUACUUGGUUAGCCAAUUUUAAACUCCUUUUAUUUGCUUUUAAUCAAGGUCCUCUUUCUUCCUUAACAAAAAAUAAUUUAACAAUAAAAAAUCUUCCUAUUUUUAUUUUUAUGGCUUCCCUUCCUCUUAGAUCCAAACAAAAUAAUAUGGAAAAAAAACAAAUCAAGAAAAUCCCUUUAAAUUUAGGUGUUGAAUUUGUUCUAUUUGCAAUUAUCUUGGAGUUGACUUUUCAUUACAAAAGUCAAAUACAUCCAAUAUUGAUCUUGAUUUGUUAUAGUUUAUUGAUAUUUCUUGUAGUUGAUAUUCUUGUAGCAUUAUCUAGCUUUAUUGUUAAAAAUAUUAUGGUGGGGUUGGACUUAGAGCUAGAGUUACCAUCAAAUGAACCUUAUUUAUCAACUUCGUUACAAGAUUUCUGGGGUCACAGGUGGAAUCUCACGGUAACCAAUAUACUACGACUAACGGUAUACGACCCCAUGACGUCAGCAUUGUGCCACGUGGUUGGUAAAGAGUGGGCCCGACGUGUCGCCAUGCUGGCAACUUUUGUCGUUUCAGGGUUAAUGCAUGAGUUGUUAUUUUAUUACGUAAAUGGUGUGAGACCUUCGUGGGAAAUGACGGGCUUUUUUGUGCUUCACGGGCUUUGUGUGAUGGGGGAGAUUGGUGUGAAGAAGGGUUUGAAGGACACGUGGCAGUUACCAGGCUUUGUUUCGGGCCCGUUAACGGUGGGGUUUGUGGUGGUUACUGCAUUUGGGCUUUUUUUCCCCCCAAUAAUUAGGAAUGGUGCAGAUGAAAGGGUGCUUGAAGAAGUUGGGUUUUGUUUUGACUUGUUCAAAGACAAAAUGCUUCAAUUUGUGGAAUAUUUUGGAUAAAAUGUAUACCUUUUCUUUUUUUUUCUUUGCAAUGUGAAAUUUGUAAAGAUUUGUGCAAUUUCAGAGUGGUAUUUUUGA
This is a messenger RNA of Capsicum annuum, 1228 nucleotides long. RefSeq names its product probable long-chain-alcohol O-fatty-acyltransferase 3. NCBI's taxonomy places the organism in Eukaryota, Viridiplantae, Streptophyta, Magnoliopsida, Solanales, Solanaceae. Gene Ontology annotation, biological process: lipid metabolic process. The transcript has a single exon. The record is from RefSeq and is a predicted model, not a curated record. Bases 104 to 1150 code for a protein of 348 amino acids.